AUGACGGUCUUCGGUGGUUUCGGCGUGCAACCUCAAACACAGACACAGCAACCUGCUCAAGGAAGUUCUGUGUUUGGAGGAGGUGCUUUCGGACAGACACAGCAACAACAGCCAUCCGGACCAACUUCGAUGUUUGGGCAACAAAGACAAUCAUUGAUGAUGAGUACCACACCCAUAACCGGACCUGCACCUUUUUCAAAAUCUACGAAGUUUAAUGAUCUUCCGGAUGAUAUCAAGAGGACGUUUGAAACUAUCGACUCGCACAUUCAGGGACGUAUACAAAUAAGCAAUGAGCUUACACAGCAAAAAAUGGGGGAAGAGGCGAUCAAGGGCCAGGAGUUAAUUCGCGAAUUGCACAAGUAUGCUCAGUUACCGACUUUAUCGAUUCAGGAGCUGCUUGGUGUAUCCUCCGUUAUUCAGUCGGACUCUCUUUUCGCCAAGGACCUGAAAGUGAAGACUGAACAAGCAGUUCAAGACAUGAUUGUCGCAACCAACAUCAUCGAGUAUGCCAUAUGA
This is a messenger RNA of Suillus fuscotomentosus, 516 nucleotides long. RefSeq lists its product as uncharacterized. The transcript has 5 exons. The record is from RefSeq and is a predicted model, not a curated record. NCBI's taxonomy places the organism in Eukaryota, Fungi, Basidiomycota, Agaricomycetes, Boletales, Suillaceae. Bases 1 to 516 code for a protein of 171 amino acids.